UGGUUGUAGCCCAGUGUGACAAUGGAACUGGGGAGACAGGUAAGGGCGGUGCGCUGACGUCUUCAUUACUGCGGCAACGCGCAGUAAUCAGCACGAGCGAACUUCAAAAUGUCCCUCAAUGUUUGGAAAUAUAUCCUCAUCAUUCUUACCCUUUUCGGUCUCAUCUUCCUCCUGCCCAACAUCACCACUGAGGAGACCUGGAAGUACCACAUAGUGUCAGCAAUUUUCAAGGUCCAAAACCGGCUGCAGGCAACAAACCUCUCUGGAACCCUCCAAACCUUUCGCAACAAUCACACCUUCUGUUCACAUCUGGGCAAGCCACUGUCACAUAAAGAAGAGCUGGAGGAGCGCAAGCUCUUAAACUCCAUCACCUGGCCCCAAGUCCCUUCUGGCUCAGAACCACUCAACCUGUCCCAGACGAGUGACCCGGCACACAGCCUUUUUACAAUCGUCCUCUCCAAAAAAGACCAACGUUGGUACGUGGGUGACCAGCUGGAAGUGCUCGUCCACCUGCACGACUUCCAGGGCCGACCCAAGCGCUACGGCGGCGAUUUUCUGCUGGCUCGGUUGCAUUCCCCGAAAUACAAGGCAGGUGUGGCCGGGCAGGUGCUGGACCACAAGAAUGGACUUUAUUCGGCUAGAUUUCCGCUGCUGUGGGAGGGGUCGGCGCAGGUUGAGGUCAUGAUGGUGCACUCGAGCGAGGCUGUCGCCGUGCUGCGGCGGUUGAGGGAGAAAUUGCCCCAUCGGGUGUUCUUCGUCAGCCUUUUUCGCAGAGGCCUUAUUUCUGAGACAACAGCCUGCGAUACGUGUCUGCCACAAGACCAGGGGCCACUGUGCAACUACACGGACCUUCGCUCCGGCGAGCCGUGGUACUGCUACAAGCCCAAAAAACUCGACUGCGACACCAGACUCGACCACGCCAGGGCAGGCUACCUCAAAAACAUCACCACCAACAGUGAAUCGUUGCUGUUUCAGAGUGGCGUGAACAUCAAAGUUCCCAUCCACGCAAACACAACGAACACCAUCACCGUGCUGCAAUCCAGGAAAGAAAACGGCGGCAAAAAAACGGAUCCUGUGAAGCUGGCGACGUCUGGGUACUACUACCAGGACUCGUGGAGGCCACUGGGCGAUGUCGCCAUGCGCAAGUUUGACACGCCGGCUGCCAUCUCUCAGUGUUUGGCCGAUAAGGUGGUCUACAUGUACGGCGACUCCACCGUGCGCCAGUGGUACGAGUACCUGGUCACUGUGCUUCCAGAAAUGAAGGAAUUCAACCUGCAUACUCCCAAAAAAGCGGGGCCCUUGAUGGCGGUGGACGACAACCACAACAUUGUGCUUAAUUACCGCUGCCACGGCCCACCCAUCAUGUACACCACCAUCAUGGCCAACGAAUUGCGCUACAUCGCAAAUGAGCUUGACGGCCUGACUGGCGGUCCCAACACGGUGGUGGCCAUCAGCAUCUGGGCCCACUUCAGCCCCUUCCCCGGCGAGGUAUACAUACGCCGCCUCCGACAUAUCCGCACGGCAGUGGUCCGACUCUUGGAACGGGCGCCGGGGACGGUGGUGGUAGUUCGCACGGGCAACCCACGGGCCCUGGAUCGAGACGUCAGUCUGAACCACAGCGACUGGUUUACACUGCAGCUGGACAUCAUGCUGCGCGCCAUGUUCAAAGGUCUCAAUGUUAUGCUCUUGGACGCCUGGCAAAUGUGUGUGGCGCACCACAAACCUCACGACGUACACCCUCCGAAGGUCAUUGUUAAAAACAUGGUAAACAUGUUGUUGUCUUAUGCUUGUCGUGAGAGGACCAGGAAGACUGCAUGACUUUUGUAAAUCAAACCAGGGAGAGAGUAAUAAUGAGUGCUGCAUUUGAAGGAGUCCUUCAGAAAAAAAACUAUUUUUUUUUUCUCCAAAAAAGUAGCAAAUUGUGAGAGUAUAGUUAGGUACAGGAUAUAAAUCACAGUUCAGUAAGCCCACAUAUAUAUUGCGGUUCACGGUCCUGCUAUAUUGCACAUUUGGUUUUUUGGGAAGUGUAAUAUUUUUGCUGUCAAUGCUCUUGCGCUCUCUCAAUAUAUUGUGUCCAUAAAUGUGUUUGUAUUGAUUGAAUUGGAGACCUUUAAAAAAAAAAGUGCCAUAAAUACUAUAAAAAAAUAUUUGAAUAGAGGAGGCUAUUUUGAUGUCGCAGAUGACACUUUUUGUUGGUGGUACUUUCAUUCGCUUUCUGAAGGGGCAAAAGGCUUGUUUCUUAUUUAUAUCAGUAAUCAUGCUUCCUGUGGGCAUACCAGCUCUAAUAAGAUGAAGGAAAUUUCACACCGAGUAAGUCAAUUUGGAAGCACAAUGAUUCGAGAUCAUACUUACUCCAAUAUUUAUACUUUAUGAGACAAUUUUGUUUGGUAGUUUGCAAAAUUAAGUCACACAUAAUGAACACAAACGAUGAAAGUAAUUACCUCACCGUGUGGCAUUUACUCAUAACAACAAACGUGAGGGCCUGCAGACAAAAUGAAAGGCAUACUAAUUGCACGAGCCUUAAGAAAUUGCCGGAGUGUCAGUCAAAAAGCAAAAGAACAUUGACAACAUCCGAUUUUGCCUUCCGUCCGAGGUGCAUUCAAGGACUGCCAGCAAAUGAGGUUCUGUGAAAAAAAUGUACACAAGAAAAAGCUCAAUAAACCUGUUUACAUUUGAA
Molecule: messenger RNA, 2677 nt
Organism: Hippocampus zosterae (dwarf seahorse)
Lineage: Eukaryota; Metazoa; Chordata; Actinopteri; Syngnathiformes; Syngnathidae
Product: NXPE family member 3-like
Exons: 5
Coding region: 109-1818 (569 amino acids)
Source: RefSeq, a predicted model, not a curated record